GCGCAUGCGGUGUGAGGGCCGGCGCCCUGGCGCCCAGCACACGAAGACCGCGACCACGGUGACCGUGACAAGGCGAUGUCGCGGCUGCUCUGCUCCGAGCCCGUGGGCAGCACCUCCCCUCGGGGUCACGGGGGGCCCCGGCGUCACUCCACUUCCCAGGAAGGCCGCGGCCCGAGGGUGCGGGGCUGGCUCCGCCUGUGGAAACUGGCCGCCAAGCCAAGCAGCCUUAUCGCUUCCUCCCCGCCCGGAGUCGACAGCGGACGGACGGCGGGACUUCCCGGCUUGUCUCCAGAAGCCGGCGGCCACCUCCCCCCUUCCUCCUGGUUUGUAGUUGUUUGUUUGAACUUGAGACUUCCUGAGCCUGGAAGGUGUUUCUGGCUUGCCCUGCGGAGCAGCUCCGUGACACUGGGCACUCAGCCCCUCAGGCCGCCACCCCCGAGGAAGGAAACGCCUAGAACACACACAGGGACACAGAUGCAUUCUGCCCAGUCUCCGUCUGUCUGUCACACGACGUUUCUGCGGCUCUGCUCUGUGGGCUGGGGGCCUCGGCCAGGCUGCGGGAGGCCAGGCCUGGGAAAGGACGGCCGGAGGACGUCACGGAGGUGGCUGAAUCCUCCUAAAUUCUUUCUUGGGACUUGGUGAAGCCCAGGGUCACCGAGACUUGAGUGCCCAUUUCUUGGGACAACGCAGGCCCGCCUGGGGAGCUGCGUGGCUGCGGCAUCGGGGGAGUCGAACUCGGCCUGAAGAACCUGAGCCGCUUUUGCCCUGAAGCAACCCUGUGACAGGCACUACGAUGGCCGAGAAGGGCGCCUCUCGGGGGACCCUGCGUCGGCUCUGGUCACUGCCCCGGAGGCGCCGGGGGACUACCGGCUGCUCCAGGCCAGAUGAAAUCAUGCACCAGGACAUCGUCCCACUCUGCGCCGCUGACAUCCAAGACCAGCUGAAGAAGCGCUUCGCGUACCUGUCAGGGGGGCGCGGGCAGGACGGCAGCCCCGUCAUCACCUUCCCCGACUACCCGGCCUUCAGCGAGAUCCCCGACAAGGAGUUCCAGAGUGUCAUGACCUACCUCACCAGCAUCCCCAGCUUGCAGGAUGCCGGCGUGGGGUUCAUCCUGGUCAUAGACCGGCGGCGGGACAAAUGGACCUCCGUGAAGGCGUCCGUCCUGCGGAUUGCGGCGUCGUUCCCAGCGAACCUGCAGCUCGUCCUCGUCCUCCGCCCCACGGGAUUUUUCCAGAGGACUCUGUCCGACAUCGCGUUCAAGUUCAACAGAGAUGACUUUAAGAUGAAGGUGCCGGUCAUCAUGCUGGGCUCCGUGCCAGAGCUACACGGCCACAUCGACAGGUCGCAGCUGACCGAGGACCUCGGAGGGACGCUGGACUACUGCCACACCCGGUGGCUGUGCCACCGCACAGCAAUCGAGAGCUUCGCGCUCAUGGUGAAGCGGACGGCGCAGGCGCUGCAGGCCUUCGGGACGGAGCUGGCCGAGACCGAGCUGCCCAACGAUGCACCGUCCACGCGUGCCGUGCUCUGCGCACACACUGAGAAGAGGGACAGGGCCAAGGAGGACAUGAGGCUGGCGCUGGAGGAGGGCCGCGGCGUCCUGGAGAGCGUCAGCGCGCCGCUGGCCCAGGACCCAGAGCGCAGCGUGAACCAGGACCAGCUGGACAACCAGAGCACUGUGCAGAGGCUCCUGGCCCAGCUGAGCGAGACGGAGGCGGCCUUUGACGAGUUUUGGGCAAAGCACCAGCAGAAGCUCGAGCAGUGCCUGCAGCUGCGGCAUUUCGAGCAGGGCUUCCGGGAGGUCACAGCCACCUUGGACGUGGUGUCCCAGAAGGUCGCGGCCUUCACGGACGUGGGCAACAGCCUGGCGCACGUGCAGCACCUGCUGAGGGACCUCGCCGGCUUUGAGGAGAAAUCCCGCGCGGCCGUGGACAGGGCCCGGGCGCUGUGCCUGGACGGCGAGCGGCUCAUCGAGGACAAGCACUACGCCGUGGACUCCAUCCUGCCCAAGUGCGAGGAGCUGCGGCAGCUCUGCGAUGCCUUUGCUGCCGAGGUCGGGCGGCGGCGGGGGCGGCUGGGCCGGUCGCUGGAGCUGCACGGCCUCCUGGAGACGUCCAUGCGGUGGAGCGACGAGGGCAUCUACCUGCUGGCCUCACAGCCUGUGGACAAGUGCCAGUCCCAGGACGGGGCGGAGGCCGCCCUGCAGGAGAUCGAGAGGUUUCUGGAGACGGGGGCAGAAAGCAAGAUCCAGGAGCUCCCCCAGAUCCUCCAGGACUACGAGUCCAUCCUCAACCAGGACCUGACGGAGCACGUGCGCAAGGUCUUCCAGAAGCAGGCGAGCACGGAGGAGAUGUUCCGCCGCCGGCAGGCCAGCCUCAGGAAGCUGGCGGCCAAGCAGACGCGGCCGGUGCAGCCCGUGGCGCCCCGGCCGGAGGCGCUGACCAAGUCGCCCUGCCCCUCCCCAGGCAUCCGGAGAGGCUCAGAGAACCCCAGCUCCGAGGGCAGCGUGCUCCGGAGGGGGCCCUACCGGCGGGCCAAGAGCGAGAUGAGCGGGAGGCAGGGCCGCAGCAGCUCCGCGGGGGACGAGGAGGAGAGCCUGGCCGUGCUGCGCAGGCACGUGAUGAAUGAGCUCCUGGACACGGAGCGCGCAUACGUGGAGGAGCUGCUGUGCGUCCUGGAGGGCUACGCGGCCGAGAUGGACAACCCGCUGAUGACGCACCUCAUCUCGACAGACCUGCACAACAAGAAGGACGUCCUGUUCGGAAACAUGGAGGAGAUCUACCACUUCCACAACAGGAUAUUCCUGCGGGAGCUGGAGACCUACGCGGACUGCCCGGAGCUGGUUGGAAGGUGCUUCCUGGAGAGGAUGGAAGACUUCCAGAUCUACGAGAAGUACUGCCAGAACAAGCCGCGGUCCGAGAGCCUGUGGCGGCAGUGUUCUGACUGCCCGUUUUUCCAGGAAUGCCAGCGGAAGCUAGACCACAAGCUGAGCCUGGACUCAUACCUGCUGAAGCCCGUGCAGCGGAUCACCAAGUACCAGCUGCUGCUCAAGGAGAUGCUCAAGUACAGCCGGAGCUGCGAGGGCGCGGAGGGGCUGCAGGAGGCGCUGAGCUCCAUCCUGGGCAUCCUCAAGGCCGUCAAUGACUCCAUGCACCUCAUCGCCAUCACCGGCUAUGACGGCAACCUGGGCGACCUGGGCCGGCUGCUCAUGCAGGGCUCCUUCAGUGUGUGGACUGACCACAAGCGCGGCCACACCAAGGUGAAGGAGCUGGCGCGCUUCAAGCCCAUGCAGCGGCACCUCUUCCUGCACGAGAAGGCCGUGCUCUUCUGCAAGCGGCGCGAGGAGAGCGGCGAGGGCUACGAGAAGGCCCCGUCCUACAGCUACAAGCAGUCGCUUAACAUGACAGCCGUCGGCAUCACGGAGAACGUGAAGGGGGACGCCAAGAAGUUCGAGAUCUGGUACAACUCGAGGGAGGAGGUCUACAUCGUCCAGGCGCCAACACCAGAGAUCAAAGCGGCCUGGGUGGGCGAGAUCCGGAAGGUGCUGACCAGCCAGCUGCAGGCCUGCCGAGAUGCCAGCCAGCACCGGGCGCUGGAGCAGUCACAGAGCCUGCCCCUGCCGGCCGCGCCCGGCUCCAGCCCCUCAAGAGGGACCGCAAGAAACAUCAAAAAGCUGGAAGAGAGGAAAACAGACCCGCUGAGCCCGGACGGCUACGUCAGUGCCGCGCCGCCGCCGCCAAAGGCCCCGGAGAAGGGCAGAGACGACGCAGUCACUAGCUCUACCUCAGAAAGCUCCGCGCUUUCCAGAAAGCGCUUCACCCUGCAGGGCUUUGCUAGCAUCAAAGGGCAGAAAGCGUCUCCCACCAGCCCCGACAAGAAAGCCAAGCGGCACCAAGUAAAGAGCGACCCGACUCCCUUUGGAGUGCGAGGUUGGAACAAGACGUCGCACUCGCCGGAGGCCCCCGGGGACGACGCGGACUGGUCGAGCGCGGAGGAGCCGGUCAACUCGUCCGACGCGGAGGAGGAUGGCGGUGACCCGCCCAAGAAGCUGGUCCCGGGCAGACGCACGGUCGUGGUGGGCCACGUGGAGGCCGGCCCCGGCGUCCUGGCUGUGAGGAGUGGUGACGUGGUCGAGCUGGUCCGGGAGGGCCAGGAGGGCCUGUGGUUCGCACGGGACCCCGGCUCAGGCAAGGAGGGCUGGGUGCCGGCCAGCAGCCUGUCCCCCCACCUGGGCAAGUCCAGCUCGGCGCAGUGCCUGAGCAGCUCAGAGUCCAGCCCGGGGUCGGCGGUGCUCAGCCACUCGUCCAGCUGCAGCGAGAGCGGCCAGGCCCCCUUCACGGAGCUCCAGGGCUAGGCCACGUCGCGGGCGCCGUGCGGGAGAGCGGACCGCUUUCUUUGGCUUGGGCUUGCGCAGCUUGGCGAGGGGACGGUGCUCUGGGAUACCCUGAAAGGGAGGCCCCAACUGCCCUGCAGGAGAGCCACGGGGAGACCCUCGUCCGCGGAAGCCUCCUCGGAAAUCCUGGUGCGGACAGAGGCCCCUGAGCCGCCUUGCUGGCAGGAGGCGCCGCCCCGGCCCGGCUCCUCAUCUCUGGGCGGGAGCCGCUGGCGGAAGGGGAAGGUCAGACCCAGCGCCGCUUCCAAGAGGAGUGAACGGCUCCAACCAACAGCCCGAGGGCAGAGGGGACUCUUUUGUCUUUUACAAAUUGUAGGAUUUUUUUAAAGCAGGGAUUAAUCCCAUGGCCAUUUUUCAUGGUACUUUGGCCUUGAAUCUUUACCAAGAAUCACUGUGUUUACAUGAGAUGACAAUUUGAUACUGUAUUUGAUAUAAAACUAUUUUUUGUUAUUGGGGUUUACAUCAAAGCAUGGGGUUCAUACCGCUAAAUGAUUUUGGGGUCUGUCACGGAACUGGAUGGAGCCCUGAGCUCACCUGGCCACAGGUGAGUGAAAUCACACCCUGUUUGACGUCCGGCGGUGCAUCCCUGGCCGGAGGAGGUGGAAACCAAGGAGAUCCCUUCACUUGUGUAGGUUUCAUUUUCAAAAGAAAAUUCAAACUAUAAUUUAAGGUAGUAAAUUCUUUUCUACGAAGAGUGGGGGAAUAAUUUGAUUUUUUUAAAGAGCUUCACUGAGUUAGAAUAUUUUUUAUCAUUUUUAAAGAAAAUACAAAGAUGCCGCUUCUGCAGGGCAUCACCUGGACCGGCCCAGCCCCGCCUGGCAGUACCUCGUUUCCGCCGGAACACACCCGCCCCCGCGCAAGGGCAGCCCCGCCCCACUCUGCGUCACACUCAGCACAGAAGUGCGAGGGCACGUUAGCUGUGCCCGGAUCAUGGCGCAAAGCAAAGAACGCGCUUCUGUCUGACCCUUGCUGUUGUUUCAGAAACAAACUGUUCUUUCGAAACAGGCUCCUGUGUCUGGCCAGACAGGUGUGUGUGUAUGUGUGUGUGUGUCUGUGUAUACAUACGUGUCUGGAGGCAAAGGCAUGUUCACGUGUCCAUGCUGCUGUGCUAUGUCCUCCUGCCACGCGGGCCGGCCUGGCCGAGCUCCCACCAGGUUUCCAGGUGCGUCGCCUGCCCCGCCCCGUGGCACACAGAGCUGGCGCCGGACGGGCCUCUGGACUUUGGGAAUAAAAUAGGAAACCUGGAGACUUGGCAGCUUUUCCUCUGGUGAGUGAGCUAUCUGGGAGAUGACGUGUGAUGCGAUCCGUGUUCUCGGUAGUUCUCACACAGCCCCUCGUCUCCACAGGGCCGCCCGCUCUGCUGUGUGAUCUCGUCGUCAUGACGGCACUUUAACCCCCUUGUUUCACUCACUGUCACUGUUUUGUGUUUUUUUUUUGUUUUUUUACUGCUGAUGUAAAUGAAGUUUAAUGGUCAGAUUCUCUAUUGUGCGGAUGACGUCUGAAUAAAUGUGAGCCGCUCCCG
This is a messenger RNA of Microcebus murinus (gray mouse lemur), 5915 nucleotides long. RefSeq names its product MCF.2 cell line derived transforming sequence like (gene MCF2L). The record is from RefSeq and is a predicted model, not a curated record. Gene Ontology annotation, biological process: intracellular signal transduction; positive regulation of Rho protein signal transduction. NCBI's taxonomy places the organism in Eukaryota, Metazoa, Chordata, Mammalia, Primates, Cheirogaleidae. Gene Ontology annotation, molecular function: protein binding; guanyl-nucleotide exchange factor activity. Gene Ontology annotation, cellular component: cytoplasm.